This is a messenger RNA of Pelmatolapia mariae (spotted tilapia), 3021 nucleotides long. Its product is annotated as mucin-5AC-like. The record is from RefSeq and is a predicted model, not a curated record. The transcript is spliced from 5 exons. The coding region runs from base 1 to 3021 and encodes 1006 amino acids. Lineage: Eukaryota; Metazoa; Chordata; Actinopteri; Cichliformes; Cichlidae.
AUGAAGCUGCCGUUUUCUCUGAUUCUCCUCUGGGCACUCUCCACCACAGGUAAGGACACUCAUUUUACCUGCAGCUGGAGCCCUCCAGUGUCACACCUGCGCAGAUUCGACGUGUUCAGGCACAACAGCAAAUACAUGUUCCUCAUCGGAACCGAUGUGUGUUACAGCUACCAUUCUAGUCAACAGUGGCACCACCACGUAUCCAGCUCAGGGCUGCGCAUCUGCAAACCUGUGUGCAGCUGCUUCAAGCCUGGGUUCUCUACCUUUCAUGCAGAGCGUUGGUACCGUAUCAGGUGUUGCCUGUUCUGCAGCACCAACUACGACUACUGCCCCAACUACAACGACUGCCCCAACUACAACUACAACCACAGCCGCAACAACAACCACCGCCGCGACCACAACCACCGUCCCAGCUACAACUACAACCACAGCCGCAACAACAACCACCACCGCGACCACAACCACCGUCCCUGCUACAACUACAACCACCGUCCCAGCUACAACUACAACCACCGCCCCAACUACAACAACAACCACCGCCACAUCUACAACCACCGUCCCAACUACAGCCACGGUCCCAACUACAACCACAACCACCGCCCCAACUACAACCACCACUCAACCACCAUUCCAACUACAACCACCACCACCGCCGCAACUACAACCACCGUCCCAACUACAACCACAACCACCGCCGCAACUACAACCACUGCCGCAAUUACAACCACCGCCGCAAUUACAACCACCGUCCCAACUACAACCUCAACCACCGCAACUACAACCACCAUCCCAACUACAACCACCGCCGCAACUACAACUACAAACGCCGCCACAACUAUAACCACCGUCCCAACUACAACCACCGCCGCAACUACAACCACCGCCACAACUACAAACGCCGCCGCAACUACAACCACCGUCCCAACUACAACCACAGCCGCAACUACAACCACCGCCACAACUACAACCACCGUCCCAACUACAACCACCGUCGCAACUACAACCACAACCACCGCCGCAACUACAACCCCAACCAGCGCCACAACUACAACCACUGCCCCAACUACAACCACCACUGCAACUACAACCACCGCCCCAACUACAACCACCACUGCAACUACAACCACAACCACCGUCCCAACUACAACCGCCGCCGCAACUACAACCACCGUCCCAACUACAACCACAACCACCGCCGCAACUACAACCACCGCCGCAACUACAACCACUGCCGCAACUACAACCACCGUCCCAACUACAACCACCACCACCUCCGCAACUACAACCACCGUCCCAACUACAACCACUGUCCCAACUACAACCACAACCACCGCCGCAACUACAACCACCGCUGCAAUUACAACCACCGUCCCAACUACAACCUCAACCACCGCCGCAACUACAACCACCAUCCCAACUACAACCACCGCCCCAACUACAACCACCACCGCAACUACAACUACAAACGCCGCCACAACUACAACCACCGUCCCAACUACAACCACCGCCCCAACUACAACCACCGCCCCAACUACAACCACCGCCACAACUACAACUACAAACGCCGCCGCAACUACAACCACCGUCCCAACUACAACCACAGCCGCAACUACAACCACCAUCCCAACUACAACCACCGUCGCAACUACAUCCACAACCACCGCCGCAACUACAACCCCAACCAGCGCCACAACUACAACCACCACCCCAACUACAACCACCGUCCCAACUACAACCACAACCACCGCCGCAACUACAACCACCGCCCCAACUACAACCACCGCUGCAACUACAACCACAACUACCAUCCCAACUACAACCACCGUCACAACUACAACCGCCGCCGCAACUACAACCACCGUCCCAACUACAACCACAACCACCUCCGCAAGUACAACCACCGCCGCAACUACAACCACCGCCCCAACUACAACCACAACCACCGCCGCAACUACAACCACCGCCGCAAUUACAACCACUGUCCCAACUACAACCACAACCACCGCCGCAACUACAACCACCGUCCCUACCACAACCACUGCCGCAACUACAACCACCGUCCCAACUACAACCACCGCCACAACUACAACCACCGUCCCAACUACAACCACAACCACCGCCGCAACUACAACCACCACCCCAACUACAACCACUGCUGCAACUACAACCACAACUACCAUCCCAACUACAACCACCGUCACAACUACAACCGCCGCGGCAACUACAACCACCGUCCCAACUACGACCACAACCACCUCCGCAAGUACAACCACCGCCGCAACUACAACCACCGCCCCAACUACAACCACAACCACCGCCGCAACUACAACCACUGUCCCUACCACAACCACCGCCGCAACUACAACCACCGUCCCAACUACAACCACCGCCACAACUACAACCACCGUCCCAACUACAACCACAACCACCGCCGCAACUACAACCACUGCCGCAAUUACAACCACCGCCGCAACUACAACCACCGUCCCAACUACAACCACAACCACCGCCGCAACUACAACAACUACAACCACCGUCCCAACUACAACCACAACCACUGCCGCAACUACAACCACUGCCGCAACUACAACCACCGCCCCAACUACAACCACAACCACUGCCGCAACUACAACCACUGCCGCAAUUCCAACAACCGCCCCAACUACAACCACAACCACUGCCGCAACUACAACCACUGUCCCUACUACAUCCACAACCACCGCCACAACUACAACCACCAUCCCAGCUACAACCACCGCCCCAACCACAAUCACCGUCGCAACUACAGCCACCGUCCCAACUUCAACUACAACCACCACCGCAACUACAACCACUGUCCCAACUACAACCACAACCACCGCCCCAACUACAACCACCGCCGCAUCUACAACCACCGUCCCUACUACAACCACAACCACCGCCGCAACUACAACUGCCUCUACAACCAAAAGUGACGCUUGUUCUAUCAGACUGGGAAUGAUCCAUCUGCUGCUUGGACUCCUUCUCUUUACCUUUCAUUAA